GAUAUUUAUCGGCGGCGAGAGGCUGCACUGCUAGUCUGCCACCGGACUUGUGCUCCCUCCGCUCCGGCCCUUCUUGCUUCUCCGGCGAUGGCCGCCGCCGUCACAGCAACCUUCCGCACCCUGCUCCAGCACGCAGCGGCUGGCGGCGUCCCCGUCCCGCUUCCCAGCGUUCGGUUCCAGAGCCUGCAGCGCCACCGCGUCGGCCUCCGCCUCCUCGCGCCCCCGCGUGGGCGCCCCGUCCUACUCCCGCCCGUCGCCGCCGCCGCAGCCGGCGAGGAAUUCUCUUCCGACGGAGAGGAUUCCACCGGCGACGAGUACUUCGAUGAGGAAGAGGCCUCCGAGUCGGAGGAAGAAGCCGAGGCCCCGCGCGCCUACUCGCCGCCACGAAGCCGCCCGACGCGCGGCGACGACCCCGGCCGGCUCUUCGUCGGCAACCUUCCCUAUACCUAUACCUCUGAGGAGCUCGCCCAGGUCUUCGCUGAGGCCGGCAGGGUCGACGACGCGCAGAUAAUCUAUGACAAGGUCACCAACAGGAGCCGGGGCUUUGCCUUCGUCACCAUGGCCACCGCCGAGGAGGCUGCCAAGGCCAUCCAGAUGUUCGACGGCGCUCUGCUGGGAGGGAGGACCGCUAGGGUGAACUACCCGGAGGUGCCGCGUGGUGGGGAGAGGAGAACGGUCACCAUGGCUGGCCGCAGGCGUGACGAUGGCACAUACAAGAUUUAUGCCGGCAACCUGGGGUGGGGAGUGCGUGCCGACACAUUGAGGAAUGUGUUUGAGGGUCGGGCCGGCUUGCUCGACGCCAGGGUCAUCUUUGAGCGUGAGACUGGCCGCUCCAGAGGGUUCGGGUUCGUCUCCUUCAGGACAGCAGAGGAUGCACAGGCUGCAUUGGAGGCUUUGGAUGGAGUGGAACUGGAAGGGAGGCCACUUCGACUUAGUCUGGCGGAACAGAAUCCACCACCUGGUUCCCCGCCUAGUAAUGCGCAGGCACAGCAGGAAGAAACAGAUUCAGGCGCAUCUGAUGCAGAGACGGAAGUAGUCAGUUCUUCAGAAUUAUCUGAAGCAGAGUUGGACGAGAACAACUUGCAGACAGCUGCAACUUAUUAAUAAGCAGGAGCCACGGGUUAUAUAUUGACUUCUAAGUUCUGCCAUUCAAGUCCAAGGUGUACUGAUAGGAGCAAAAAUUUUGACAAGUGAUGCUGUAGCAAGGAUUCAGCAUUUGAGCUAUAUAAUGUAUUAGAUAUUAGGAACUACCGUAUUUGUGUAAUGAGUUCUGCAAAAUAUGAUCUGAAUUAUAAUUGUGUAGCCUUCCGCUUACUGUAAACUGAUCCUUUUCAAAUGUUCUAUUUUGUUAGUGCCUGGUCAACUCAUAGGUUUUAUUUGUUAGGUCAUUUUUCAAAUGAACUAGAGCAAUACAAGAGGUAUAAACUAUUUCAA
This is a messenger RNA of Sorghum bicolor (sorghum), 1434 nucleotides long. RefSeq names its product RNA-binding protein CP33, chloroplastic. Gene Ontology annotation, cellular component: cytosol. The record is from RefSeq and is a predicted model, not a curated record. The coding region runs from base 88 to 1104 and encodes 338 amino acids. Lineage: Eukaryota; Viridiplantae; Streptophyta; Magnoliopsida; Poales; Poaceae. Gene Ontology annotation, molecular function: mRNA binding. The transcript is spliced from 4 exons.